This is a messenger RNA of Piliocolobus tephrosceles (Ugandan red Colobus), 355 nucleotides long. Its product is annotated as MAGUK p55 subfamily member 3-like. Gene Ontology annotation, molecular function: protein binding. The record is from RefSeq and is a predicted model, not a curated record. The transcript has 4 exons. The annotation marks the transcript as partial. NCBI's taxonomy places the organism in Eukaryota, Metazoa, Chordata, Mammalia, Primates, Cercopithecidae.
GACGUGGGCUUCCUGAGGGAUGUUUUCAGUGAAAAAAGCCUCAGUUACUUAAUGAAGAUUCAUGAGAAGCUUCGCUAUUAUGAAAGGCAAAGUCCAACCCCAGUUCUGCACAGCGCUGUGGCCCUCACUGAGGACGUGAUGGAGUUGCAGGCCGCCUCCGUGCACAGUGAUGAGAGGGAACUGCUCCAGCUGCUGUCCACCCCGCACCUGAGGGCUGUGCUCAUGGUACAUGACACAGUUGCCCAGAAGAAUUUUGACCCCAUUCUCCUGCCUCUGCCUGACAAUAUCGAUGAGGAUUUUGAUGAGGAAUCUGUGAAGAUCGUCCGCUUGGUGAAGAACAAGGAACCCUUGGUAG